Penicillium hordei is the source of this 378-nucleotide messenger RNA. RefSeq lists its product as uncharacterized. Bases 1 to 378 code for a protein of 125 amino acids. The record is from RefSeq and is a predicted model, not a curated record. The transcript has a single exon. Lineage: Eukaryota; Fungi; Ascomycota; Eurotiomycetes; Eurotiales; Aspergillaceae.
AUGAAGCACGCAGAUGCGACCUACCCAGCGAUGGAACCAUGCGAGUAUCUGGCGGUCCACGUGAAGCAGGUCCGCCGGAAGCCCAAAGCUAAUACCGGUGCACAAAGGCACGAUGUUGAUGACUGCCAAAGAGCCAGCCCUGCCCUGUGCUUCCGCCCAAGGAUGGGCUCUAAGCCGGAGGCCAACAAUGUUUGCUGCGAGCAUGACAGUCAGGAUGAGCGCUUCCCGGUAGUUGGGAUGUCAAGCCAACGCAGGCAUUUUGGCAAGUGGACGAAGGCAAGUCGCCUCCAAGCGCCUGUCCUUUUCGAUCGGAAAGGGCGACGGAAGAUCACAUGGCGUCUUGUCCACGCCCAGAGCCACACAUCUCGUGCAAACUAA